Olea europaea var. sylvestris is the source of this 1476-nucleotide messenger RNA. RefSeq lists its product as uncharacterized. Bases 13 to 1446 code for a protein of 477 amino acids. Lineage: Eukaryota; Viridiplantae; Streptophyta; Magnoliopsida; Lamiales; Oleaceae. The record is from RefSeq and is a predicted model, not a curated record. The transcript has 2 exons.
AGUUUUCUGAACAUGGGCUCUUCAGUUAUUCAGUUCCUGUGCCAGAAACUGCUUUCUUUUUUACACGCUCUGUUCAGUUUAAUCUCCACAGUAAUCUUCAGGCUGAAAAAAGAUGGGGAUUCUUUGAAAGGCAAUUUAGAUUAUUCAGAGGUUAUGUCAGGGGAAACCAAUGUGAAAGGAAUAAAUUUUGUUGUAGAAACAGAGCAAUCGGAGAAAGAUAUUGCUGAGUUUACAGGUUUUGAAAAUGACGUUGAGGAAGAGAAAUCAGUGAGUUUUCUGAAUUUCAAGUUUCCAAGUUUUGAAGAAUUUAGUAGAAGCAAGAAACAAACAGGUAAUUUAUUUAAUUCUGAAUUGGUCCCUUUCACGAAUACUGAGUUCAUACCAGGGAGUAGUAGCAGUAGCGCAUUCGUAGAUGAACAGGCAAACUUUAAAGUGAAAGAAAAUACGUGUAAAGACAGAAACCCAGAUUGUUAUGAAAACGAAGAAGAAACUAUUGUUGUUAACGAGUGUUUGCUAGAAAAAACCUCGGAGAAAUUUGAUAAUGUAACAGAUGAUAUUCUUGUGGAUGAAAAAGAAAAUGUAGUUGACGAGAGAAUAAAAUUUUCUGAAGAGGAGGAACAAUUGGUUAAUGAAGAAAACAAUUCUGGAAGCAAUCAUGGAUUUUUGGAUGAAGGCCAGUUCUGUUCAGAGAAAACUGAUUCUGAAUCAUCAAGUUUUGAGCAACUUCGUUCUGUUAUGACUAGCUCAGUCGAUUCAUACAAUGAAGGCUUCCUGUCGGAUGGAGAGUUUGGUUUUGAUGCUUCGAUGGAUACUGAUGGUGAAAAGGAGAGUUUAGAUUCAGAAGGUGAAUUGUCAGAUAUGGAAGAAAAUCAGGAAUUAUCAAAUGAAUUUUAUGACGAAGACAGUGAUGUAAUGGAAGAGCUUAGGCUAUUAGAAGAGGAUACGUUAACCUCAGAUUUUCUGUCUGAAAACGAUUUUAAUGUAGAUUUAGACAAGAAAAAUAAGGGGCAAUCAAUGCACAAAAAUGGCGCUGAUAAUUCCCAGCAUCAGAAGUCAAAAGAUUCAUCAUCGUCGAAUUCUGAGGAUGCAAAUAAAUUAGAGCCAUUGUGGGAACAUCAAGAAUUGAUUGAGCAGUUGAAAAUGGAACUCAAGAAGGUUAGGGGCACUGGGUUGCCUACCAUUUUAGAAGAAUCCGAGUCUCCUAAGAUAAUGGAUGACUUAAAGCCAUGGAAAAUUGAUGAAAGGUUCCAACUUGAAGAUUGCAUCGACGAGCUUCACAAAUUCUACAAGUGCUACAGAGAAAGGAUGCGGAAAUUAGAUAUCUUGAACUAUCAGAAGAUGUAUGCAAUAGGUCAGUCACAUAUUCGAUUGGCCACAAGCAUGUGUGGUUCUUUCGUUUACUACUGCCACACUGCUUUUCGUUCUUUAUCUCGACCAAAUUUCUAGAUAAUGAUGACUUGGUUCUUUUUAUGUGUC